AUGGCUUCAGCAAAGGUGGACUUGGCAGUCGCAAUACCUACCUUCAUCGGAUCUGUCUUGUCCGCCCUUUUUACGUUUGCCGUCCUAAUUUUGCAUUUUAUUUCUCCUCCGAGACGCCGGCAUGUCCGCCAUGCGCUCAUUGUUAAUCUUCUACUAUCCGACUUUGUCGACAUGGUGAACAAUACUGUAACUGGUAUCAUAUUACUGAGGGAUGGCCCUCUUGACCAAGCACUUCCUGCCGGAGGAUGUACCAUGAAUGCAAUCAUCUGCUGCAAGAUUCUUCACUACGACGAAUCCUUGUUAAAAUUGCGCAUUUUGACGCUCGAACUAGGCUUCACUGCCCUUGGAUUGCAUAUAUAUGGCCCAGUGGGUGGGAAUUGGUGCUGGAUUCAGAAGAAGUAUCCCGUUUACCGUUGGGCAUUGUCCUUUGGGUGGCGCCUCUUGAUAUUCUUCUUGACAGUCGGCAUCUAUACAGCCAUUUACAUCAAACUGAAACGAUUAUUCGGCCGCUUCCGUUUUUCGGAAAAUUCUAUCGAAGCUAUCACCACAGGCAGGAGCCGCCGCACACAAACUGUACCGUCCAACGAAGAUCAGAAGCCUCCCACGGAGCAGUAUAUCAUGAAAACGACGUCGUUCACCGUUUCACACGACCAGGAGGACAAUCGAGGCUUGGCUAGCGAUUCAUCGUCAACAGCACCGAUCAACGACCGAAACGAUCAGACCGACGACCUGAACUUUGCAUCAUCACACAACGCAGCUAUUGGAGGAGAUCAUACCGCAGGCUUGGGAGAACCGGACGUGUGUACCGACCCGCCAAAGCUCCCACCACCACCAAACCUGCGGCGUAUGCUGUUAUUGAACGGUUACCCGAUCGGCUAUCUCAUUCUCUGGACACCUGGGAUUGUGAAUCGAUUGAUUGAGAUACAGGGCGGCACUUCGCCAAAUUGGCUCAUUGGUCUGCUAGCGUCUUCACAGUAUAUUGGCUUAGUACACGCUGUCACGUAUGGCUACAACGAGCAGAUCGGGCGUACUAUCCGAUCUUGGACCAAUUUCCGGCGGAAAACCCAUAGGCUCGGAGAAUAG
This is a messenger RNA of Colletotrichum lupini, 1083 nucleotides long. RefSeq lists its product as uncharacterized. Gene Ontology annotation, cellular component: plasma membrane. Gene Ontology annotation, biological process: adenylate cyclase-activating G protein-coupled receptor signaling pathway. Gene Ontology annotation, molecular function: G protein-coupled receptor activity. Lineage: Eukaryota; Fungi; Ascomycota; Sordariomycetes; Glomerellales; Glomerellaceae. Bases 1 to 1083 code for a protein of 360 amino acids. The record is from RefSeq and is a predicted model, not a curated record. The transcript has 4 exons.